ACCCCUGACACAUCGCCCGGAGACAGGAAGGAAGAGAUUUCUUCUUUACUUGCGGGGGGGGGGGGGGGGCUAGCGCGCCUGAAUGCCAAUCCCCUUGGCAUUCAUGGGCUAGAGACCAUCACCCGACUGACAGAAAGCCAGUAAGAGCCCCCCUGCCCCCUAAUUUGCUUCUGUCCAACUGGGUCGGGGGGCGGCUUGUGCGCCUGAACACCAAGGGGCAUAAGCCUGUGGGCAUUCUGGGGCGCAAGACCCGGGAGACAGGAAGCAAGUCGGAGGCACAAGCAAGUAAGAGGCGCGUGAGACCUGAGUGACAGGAAGCAAGGUAGAGGCUUUCCCUUUAUUAAGUGCAAAUUUCAGAGGGGCAGCGUAUUAGCAGUCAGGAGUCUUUUACUACUGAUGAAGUGUGCUUUAGCCGACACAUGCGAGAAUAAGAACGCUUUAAUCAUUAAAUGCCACUGCCGCAAGAGUCCUGUUUGUUUCGAUUUACACAGAAAUAUCUCUACUGCACCACCCUUGUGCUCAGUAAAUAGGUCGUUCAACAGUACUUAAACUGUCGUCGUGGAAAUUAUGCCCCCUUCUGUCAGGUCUCCUGGUUGCUGUUGUUUCAUUCCAAGUAAAGACAUCGCAGGCCAAAAAUAAAAAUCACCCUUCCAGCAUAAAAAUAAAGUCCCACUUCAAACCAAAAGGCAGGGCGAGAGAGUCUCGAUAUCUACGGAGCCCCGCCACCUGAUCUGGGAUUGGUUCUUAGUUCUUCAGGGGCAGAGCUUUCUUCUCUCGCCUAUGGGAGUUAUCGCGGAAGAGGAUGAUUGACAGCGCCCAACAUGGCGGCGCCCAUCGUUAUUCCAGAUACGGCCAGCGUCAGAAAAGCAGUGUCUUUUAUCAACACCAUAGACACUGUCAAGUUCUCUCGCCUGCUCUCCCGCAUCCUUCAGAAGCUUCAUUUAAAGGGUGAGAGUACUUUUACAGAAGAAGAGGAAGAAAAACUUCAAAUUGCCUUCUCAGUGGAGAAGCAGGAUCUCCACCUCAUCCUUGAAACAAUAACAUUCAUUUUGGAACAGGCUGUAUAUCACAACUUGAAACCAACUAUUCUGCAGCAGCAACUGGAGCAUUCCCUUGUGGAUCAUGAUAAAGCCGAAGUGUUUGCCACUAUGUGGGCUGCCGCAGGACCAGACAUAGUGGAGAAGUUCAGGCAAAGAAUUUUGUCAUCUCAGAAGCUUGAGACAGUUGGAUGGCAGCUUAACCUUCAGAUGGCUCAAUCUACCCAAGCGAAACAAAAGUCUCCUCAAGCUGUAUUAGAACUUGGAGUGAUCAAUCAAGAUUUAAAGAACAUGGAGAAAGUGUUUGUGGAAUUCAAUCAUCAAGAAUUGUUUGAGUUCUAUAACAAGUUGGAAACUAUACAAGCACAGCUGGAUUCCCUUACAUGAUACUGCUUGAAGAUUAACUUCUCCAUCACAUUUCUGCCAUUUCAAUAUUUUGUAUUAAAGACAGGCCAACUAUGUGCUGGAAGUACUCAAUCAACUGAUUGCUUUUGGUAAAUGGCUUAUCUCUUCUUCGACCAAUAAAGGAAAUUUAGCAAAAGGAAAUUUUAAGAGAACUGAUGUUCUAAUUCACUGCUUCACCUUUUCAGCUCAUAGUUUUCAAAAACAGUUUUACUAUGUAUGAAUAUGACUGGAACCAUGGAGGGGAAGGCACACACUGUAUUGUUUUCUAGUUGUUUUGAUGUGCACUUAUGAUGCUUUAUUUUGUGGGGCACCAUGUGGGAGAUGCCAGUUUACAGAAUGAAAUGAACAACAGCAUGUUAAGAACAGAAAAAAAUGUAUUAAUUGAUCACUGAUGAGACAUUUCUUAUCAUAAAACGUUGUAUACAAUAAGUAUAUCCUACUGGUAAAAAAUAAAGAUGAUUUUGUUCUGAA
This is a messenger RNA of Heteronotia binoei (common prickly gecko), 1913 nucleotides long. It is a transcript of the gene COMMD10, whose product is annotated as COMM domain containing 10. Lineage: Eukaryota; Metazoa; Chordata; Lepidosauria; Squamata; Gekkonidae. The transcript is spliced from 7 exons. Bases 822 to 1424 code for a protein of 200 amino acids. The record is from RefSeq and is a predicted model, not a curated record.